Molecule: messenger RNA, 1419 nt
Organism: Trypanosoma theileri
Lineage: Eukaryota; Euglenozoa; Kinetoplastea; Trypanosomatida; Trypanosomatidae
Product: putative surface protease GP63, putative,metallopeptidase
Exons: 1
Biological process (GO): cell adhesion; proteolysis
Cellular component (GO): membrane
Molecular function (GO): metalloendopeptidase activity
Source: RefSeq, a predicted model, not a curated record
GGGAUAGAAGCUGCGAAAAAGUAUUCCCCUGUGUAUUUGCAGUUUUCGCCAGAAACUGAUACCACUGAUUCUAAGAAUGACCUGACGGAUGGUUAUCCUAUUAUCAAACCGAUUCAUAUGACAAGUUGUGAGAAUGGUAAUGUAGAGUACAUGCCUGGUAGUGUCGUGGGGAAUAUGUCACGAUGUCUGAAAGGUAAGGAUCUCGAGCUUAAAGAAGAAAACGAAUACGGUUUAACCGUUCGUGGUAUUUGUGCCUAUGUGAACUGUGAGGAUGGUAAGGUUAAGGUGAAGUACAGUGGUACCGACAAUUGGCACGUGUGCAAUAAUGAUAACAGUGUCAUAACCCCCGAAGGAGGCUCAGCAUUUAGAGGCGGAAGUAUCUUGUGUCCCAAGUACGCUGAAGUAUGCACUGAGUUGAAUAGCACAAUUGAUUUCCGCAUUACAUACGACGAAGAUGAGAAACGCCUAAUGGAAGAAGAAGAUAAACAGGAAGCGGAAGAGGAAAAGCAACGCAUAAUGGCACAAGAGGAGUCGGAAGGGGAAGCGCUUCAGCAAAAGAACGAACAAGAAGAAGCGAAAUCCAGGGAAGGAAAACUGGCGUCACAGACCCAGCCGCAACCAUCUAUUCCUGCAUUGGCUGUAGGCCAAAGGGGUUUAGCUGUAGCUGGUAAUGCAAAUGGUGCAUCACAUGUACCUACUACACCAUCAAAUGCAGGAAACCAACGCGGUUCACCAAUUGGAGUGAGUGAAAAGGAGGUUGUUCAACCCUCUUCAGCUGCAUCUGAGCAACAUAUAGAGAGGAGGGAGAAACAAGCUCACGAGAGCAAAACCAACAAUAAUGGUGAUCAUUCACAGCGACAGCCUUCUAUAUCUGCACCAAACGUCCCCAGUGACACCAAGAGGCCUGAAAUGGAAAAGAAUUCCAGUGAACCCGCGAAGGCACAAGAUAAAGAAGUGUCCAUCUCUGAGAUCUCCAAGCCUGCCGCAUCUGAAUCCGUUGUUGUUUCGGGGCACACUCCUUCAGUGGAGGAGGAUCACAACAAUACAACGGAAAACAUUGAACAAGUGCAAGGAAUAUCAACACAGUCUCCCUCGCAAAAUGGGAACGAUGAAGGAAUAAAUACCACAGUUGAUACAACUCAUUCCCCAAACAGACCUGCCACCGAUAAUGAGAAGGAGGAAACCAUUGUGAAUACUGACAACAACACAACUAACACAACAACAUCAAGCAUUCCAGAGAAUGUAAACGCAUCUGUUGCCCCUGCCACUUUGACGGGACCAAACAAGACUCAGAUGGGACAAGUAAUAAACCAGGCGACUGCCAUUGUUAUUGCGGGUGCUGACAGCAGUAUUGCCACUUCAUACCAAAUCCCUCUUUUGCUUAUUGUGUCUGCUCUGGUGGCUCUGGCAUCCCCAUGA